Messenger RNA from Raphanus sativus (radish), 707 nucleotides. RefSeq names its product late embryogenesis abundant protein 7. The record is from RefSeq and is a predicted model, not a curated record. Bases 159 to 572 code for a protein of 137 amino acids. The transcript is spliced from 3 exons. NCBI's taxonomy places the organism in Eukaryota, Viridiplantae, Streptophyta, Magnoliopsida, Brassicales, Brassicaceae.
CGUCAAAUUCUUUCGACGUGUCAGGGAAAUGCUUAGAUCCAGGAUUCUACUAAAAAAACUUUUGAAUUGUAUAAACACAAUUUUGAUGCAUAUCAAUCCGCUCACGUAUUCUACAAUUUACAAUCUUAAUUAAAGACAUUAACAGAUCCAGAAAGAAGAUGUCGCCAAACCAAGAAUUAAUCUACAAGGCCGGAGAAGCCACCGGUCAAGUUCAGCUGAAGAAGGAAGAGUACUUGAACAAAGUAUCACAUGCAAUGAAUCAGAAUGCUGAUCAUCAUCACACUCACUCACAGUCACACGCAGAACAUGAUCAGAACAAUCCUUCCCUAAUCUCACAGGCCUCUUCUGUCAUUCAACAGACAGGUGGUCAAGUGAAGAAUAUGGCACAAGGAGCAGCCGACGCUGUGAAAAAUACUCUUGGGAUGAGCCCGGCCACCAACAAUCCUAGCAGCCCGGCCGGCAGGACUCACCCGAGCAAUCCUAGCAGCCCGGCCGGCAGGACUCACCCGAGCAAUCCUAGCAGCCCAGCCGGUACGAACCGCCCGAGCAACCCUAGCUCAAGGAAUAUAUAAACGGAAUAAUUGAAGGAACGUUGGCUGACUUCUCAAUAUAAACAAAACUCAUUAAUGUUGUGUUUUAACUUUUUUUAAUGCUUUGUUUGUUCAACUUUCUGAUUUUCUGGCAUUUUUGUUAUGACUUAAUCGUAU